GUCCAGCCUGACGGAGCAGCGAGCACGCAGGGCGCAGCAUCAGGGACUCAAGGACCUGCGAGUCCAGGAAGAGGCAGCAGGAGGCCCGAGGAAGGCAGCUAAACAGCCUCAACCCCGAGGAGCGGCGUCCGUGGAUGGACAGUGCAGGCACCCAUGGCAUCACAGGAGCUUGUGGAUGCGAGAGACUCUGCCACUGAUAACCUGAACCCGGGAAUGGAGGGCGGCGCUGUGCCCAGCGGCGGUAAAACAUGCCCCGUCCACACGCCCGGCGGAGAGGACGCGAAGAGAGGCUUUCGGAAAGGCAUCGGGAGGCAUAAUGACUACGUGAAGAUCUCUGUGCCAGAGUCCAAGGUCAACCGUCUGCCCAUGGAGUGGUGGAAGACGGCGGUCGCGUUCUUUUAUGCUGGUUUUAACUUGGUCCUGACCACAGUUGUCAUCACUAUAGUCCACGAGAGGGUCCCGCCCAAAGAAAGCAGCCCGCCUCUCCCUGAUAAGUUCUUUGACUAUAUUGACAGGGUCAAGUGGGCUUUCACAGUGACGGAGAUCAAUGGCAUGGUGCUGCUGGUCAUUUGGCUGAUCCAGUUGUUCUUCUUCAGAUACAAGUCAAUAGCGAGCAGGCGAUUCUUCUUCCUCAUUGGCACCCUGUACUUGUACCGCUGCGUCACGAUGUACAUCACCACCCUCCCUGUACCCGGCAUGCAUAUGACUUGCGCUCCUAAGCUCCACGGAGACUCCCAGGCAAAAAUCCAGCGAAUCCUGCGCCUGGUCUCAGGUGGCGGUCUGUCCAUUACAAGCUCCCAUCUCUUGUGUGGCGACUUCCUCUACAGCGGACACACUGUGAUGCUCACUCUCACCUACCUGUUCAUUAAGGAGUACUCACCGCGGUCGUUUUGGUGGUACCAUCUGAUGUGCUGGCUGCUGAGCGCCGUGGGCGUGGUGUGCAUCUUGGUGGCACAUGAGCACUACAGCGUGGAUGUGGUCGUGGCCUAUUUUAUCACCUCCCGCCUGUUCUGGUGGUACCACACCAUGGCCAACUUACAGACUCUGAAAUGCUCACCCAACAACUACCUCACCAACACCUGGUGGAAUCCGCUGUUCAACUUCCUGGAGAGGAACGUCCAAACCUCGGUGCCAUGCUCUUACAGUUGGCCCAUCACCUGGCCUCCGGCCUGCCUUAAGAACCCCUGCAAGAAGUACUCCAUGGUACAGAGCACACGAGAGGAGUGACCCCGGUGCCCCUGCAGCGCUGCCUGAUAACCCCUCGAGUGGUCUCCUUUCAUUCAGUCUGGAACAGAAUGGUGGCAAACGCAUCGCUGUGAGAGAAAUGUUUCCUCAGAAACGUGUAGAAGGAUAAUCAUAUUGUCUCUGUGUGUUCAUUGUCAGUGUAAUUUAUUUAUGAGGUGAAGUCCCGCGAAGCCGUCAUUGUUUUCGUAACUGCUGCUCGUGUCAGCUCCUAGUGAAUCUCACCCAGGAACGGACAGUUUGGUGCAACUGCAGCCGGUUUGUUGCAGCAUCUGCAAGACUUGUUUUGCAUUAUUUUAGAUCUGCUACCAUAACUAUUUCAUACUGUAAGUGUUGACGGGGUUUACCUCAAUAUGAUAUCAGUGUGCUCAAGUCACAAGGUGCCUUAGUGUGUUUAACGUCAGUAGGUGUUCUGAAACUGCCAUUACGUGUCGUACCUGUAUUUGUUUUUUUUUUCUAUGAGUUUUUUCUAAUUAUUAUCAUUAUUGAUAUCGCAUUCAUUUUAGUAGCCUUGAGUGUGUAUAUUCUAGCUGUAGUCUCAACAUUGUACUAUUGUAUUAAAAUUUACCCAUACUAAGGCUUCACUGUGCUUUUUGAUUGAAUGAAACCGUCAGUCAAAAAUCAUAAUCAUGUUAUAUACUGCAGCUGCGUGU
Molecule: messenger RNA, 1895 nt
Organism: Chelmon rostratus (copperband butterflyfish)
Lineage: Eukaryota; Metazoa; Chordata; Actinopteri; Chaetodontiformes; Chaetodontidae
Gene: sgms2a
Product: sphingomyelin synthase 2a
Exons: 6
Coding region: 154-1227 (357 amino acids)
Biological process (GO): sphingomyelin biosynthetic process; ceramide biosynthetic process
Cellular component (GO): endoplasmic reticulum membrane; Golgi membrane
Molecular function (GO): sphingomyelin synthase activity; ceramide cholinephosphotransferase activity
Source: RefSeq, a predicted model, not a curated record